This is a messenger RNA of Dendronephthya gigantea, 1145 nucleotides long. Its product is annotated as LIM/homeobox protein Lhx9-like. Gene Ontology annotation, cellular component: nucleus. The coding region runs from base 1 to 915 and encodes 304 amino acids. The transcript is spliced from 4 exons. Gene Ontology annotation, biological process: neuron differentiation; regulation of transcription by RNA polymerase II. Lineage: Eukaryota; Metazoa; Cnidaria; Anthozoa; Malacalcyonacea; Nephtheidae. The record is from RefSeq and is a predicted model, not a curated record. Gene Ontology annotation, molecular function: RNA polymerase II transcription regulatory region sequence-specific DNA binding; DNA-binding transcription factor activity, RNA polymerase II-specific.
AUGACAGAUGUAUACUACAAAGCUGUUGAGUGGAGAAGAAGGAUAGGAUCCAGCGGAAGAUUAAAAGAUCUGGAUAAGAUUGAUACUUUGUUUCUAAAGGUGAUGUCACUCCAUGAAAACAGUAGCUGUAUGCAAUCCUGCAACGAAAAUCUCCCUUGUAUUAAAGUAAAUAACUGCCGUGGCUGUGGCCAUGAUAUCUAUGACCAAUAUUUCUUAAUGGUGUCCCAGGAUUGUUGGCACAUCCAUUGUUUGAAAUGUUCCGACUGUCAAGUGGAGUUGGAAACUGAACUAACGUGUUUUAUUAAGGAUGCCCUCGUGUUAUGUCGCAUGGAUUAUUACAAGCGUUACGGGAACAAAAGAUGUGCAGCGUGCUCACAGACGAUCGACAGCACGGAGAUGGUGAUGCGUGCCCGAGAUUGCGUUUUUCAUCUCAAUUGUUUUGCGUGCGUGCACUGCAAACGGGUUCUUACUACGGGAGACAGUUUUGGGAUGAAUGGUAAGAAGGUUUUUUGUCAUUUGGAUUUUCAAACACUUGUUGUUCAGAAACAAGUGAGAAGAAAAAAAGAAAACGGCGAAGGAAGAUCGAGAAAACGGAAACACGAAGUCCUUAACUGUGAAGGGUUGGCAUUUCAAGAUGGAUGUCAAGGUUUUGGUCUAGAUAGUCGAACACACUGUAGUACAAAGACAAAACGAGUACGCACUUCGUUCAAGCAACACCAACUACUCAUCAUGAAAACAUACUUUGCUCUUAAUCACAAUCCGGACUCUAAAGAUUUAAAGCAGCUCUCUCUCAAAACUGGGUUAUCGAAACGUGUUUUACAAGUUUGGUUUCAGAACGCUCGGGCUAAAUAUAGACGAAUUUUAACACAGAAUGAUCUUACUGAGGGACAUUUACAUUGUGAAUUAGAACAAUAGUUUAGUUAAAAUCUUUCACUCUCCGUUUAUGUACGGCCAAGUACUAACAAUGGAAACAGGUAUUAUUUAGUUAUUGGAGCUGGCGUUAUGAUUAGACUAACAGGGACUUUUGGUACUCUCGUUUUUAACAUAUUUAUACAUAAUAUCUUAGUUUAGGGUAGGGUUCGUGUCGUGGAGAAUCAAGCAAAAUUUAUAUACUUAUACUAGCUGUAGUGGUAGGACAAUAGAAG